UAUUGUUUACACUGUUCAGUCUCCUCUCUCUCUCUUCAUUUAUCUCUCUAGCUGUCUUAUUAUUCUUAGCUUACUUUGCAUACCUCUAUAUAAUCUAGUUGUCUUUAUGAAAGCACAUUAGCGUUAGUACAUGAAUGCCUUUCUUUCGUUGCUACUCUGUUUACUAGCUCGGAGCUUAGCCUAGCUCUGCUGUUAGCUUUGUGAAUCCACAGGUACAUCUUCUCGUCCUCCUCCUAAAAAAUGGCCAAUAGGUUACUGCAGCUGAGAGUGUUUGUUAAUGAGAGGCUUACAGCGGCCGCGGAGGAAAUCUUCGGUGCUGUGGAAAGAACCAUAUUAGAGUAUCGAAACGACAUGUAUCUGUCCAGAGAGGAUGUGAAACAAAGCGGGCUGCUGAUGCUAGCUGAAGGUUUGAACCGACAGAUGGAGUUCUCUGCAGUCUCCCAGGAAGUCAGUGUGUCUGAAGCAGAGGCCUCCACCCAGCCAACACACACUGCAGAUGCAUCUCCAGAGCCUCAGGAACACUGGACCAGCCGGGACAACGACAAACUGCAGGAGCUGUAUGAACAGAGCACGCAGCCCAUCUCACGCCGUCAAACCCAAACCGAUACCAGCAGAGAGGAAGAGCUUCUUCCCAGCACUUCGACCGACUGGUUGAAAACAGAAGAGGAAGACGACGGCUAUGAAAGAUCAGAAGCAGCAAACUUCUGGCAGCCGCUCUCCUCAGACAGCAUGGAUGAACAUGAUACCAGUGAUGCUGAGUAUACAGAGAGAGGAGACUCUAAUUCUUGUUUAAAGACGGUAAAGUCAAAGCAAAAAGCAAAGCAAAGACUUUUAGGAACAGCUCUGGGGAGCCAACUUAGUGAACAACAGCCAUGUCUACCCCAAACACCUCCCUUUGCAAACAUGGUGAUGAUGCAGCUUCAAGCCAAAACUGCAACUUUACCAUUGCUUCCAGCUUUAACUCCUGGAAAGAAGAGGAAGAGAUGUCAGAGCUGCCCUAAGAAGAAGGACACCAAGACCAGCACCAUCUGCCUGAAAUGUCAAAAAUACAUUUGUAAGGCACAUUGCCAAACAUUCACAUACUGCCUGACAUGCAUAUGAACAUUAUGAGAACAAUAACUUUGUUUAUACAGCACCCUUUAAAAAACUAACUCACAAGUGCUUCACAAUAGUUACAACAAACACCACCAGUUAAGAAAAAGCCAUAAGAGACGUCAGUAGAAGGGAUUUAAAAGAGUACACUGAGUCUGCAUGCCUGAGAGCUCCAGGUAGGGAGUUCCACAGCUUAGUCAAGGCACACAUGAUUUGCCACAAGGGGACCAGAGGGGGCACAUACACUGUUAAAUGGACAUUACAGUGAAGUUGGAAACAUUGUGUGUCUAGCAGAUUAUUUUACUAUGUGUUAAAACAUGUAAAAAAAAAAAACAGAAGGGAAAUGUCUGCUUAUGUUGAUACAGUUAAUCAAAUUACCAAAGUCCACUCACACGUAUUGAACCUGCAGCUUUUGUGGCACCAUGCAUCUCAACACUGCACACUGAUACUUUUUUCAUUAACAGUGUUCCCAUUUAUUUGCUUGUUUUAUUGAACUCAAUAAAGAUAUAAGAAAAAAAGCUACUAGAAUAUUCACUUAAGAUGGAUAUUAGGUUCAUAAUUCUUCAAGUCUGUCUUAAAACAUCAACAUGUAAACCUGUCUUUCUUGUUGUAAUCAUUCCUCCUGUUCAUACUGACCAUUAGAAGAUCCCUUCAUAAUGCACUUACAAUGGAAGUGAUGGAGGACUAAAUCCAUAUUUUUACUUCUGUGUAAAAAUGUAUUUAAAAGUUGAUCUGAAGCUAAUAUGAAGCUUCAAAUCAAAUCUUCUGUUUCAACCAUAGACUGUAUAUAAGUUCAACGUUACAGUAUUUUUAGUACCAAAGUCCCUCUUUUUGUUACUAUACUUCCACCACAGCUCAACAGGGAAACACAAAGAGGGAAUUUGAUGCUAAAAAGACUAAAUGUGUCAGAUAUCACUUGAUAUGACUAACUCAAACUGCUGAAGCUUCACAUGAGCUUCACAUCUACUUUAAAUGCGUUUUGCUUUAGCAGGGAGAGCUGGGAAAUGUAGUACAGUUGAGCUGAGAUUUGUUUUAAAUCUUUAUUUUUUAGAUAUAUAUAUAUAUGUAUGU
Messenger RNA from Scomber scombrus (Atlantic mackerel), 2163 nucleotides. RefSeq lists its product as uncharacterized. The transcript has 2 exons. The record is from RefSeq and is a predicted model, not a curated record. Bases 241 to 1101 code for a protein of 286 amino acids. Lineage: Eukaryota; Metazoa; Chordata; Actinopteri; Scombriformes; Scombridae.